UUUUGAGAGCGACAGGGAGCCCAUGGAAGGGUUAAGGGAAUAGAGAGAGUCCGCCUGCCUAGAGAGGCCUGGAAAGGGACCCCCCCCCCACCUCCCCGCUCGCAGAGAAAGGUGCGCACGGCAGAGAUGCGACGCGCAGGGCGAGGGGAACCAGCAGCUUCUUUUCACUUCUGAGCUCCCUAGGAAGUUUGAAAGAGUCUGAUCCUGCAAACCUAGCGAGGAUGGAAGGGGGAAGAUGGACGGUUGACUUGGUCAGGCUGCCUCCUGCAUCCCUCCCCAAAACAGUUGAGCAUUCCCUCCCAGGGCCCUCAGAGAGAUCUGGAACUGGCAGCUUGUUUUCACUUCUGAGCUCCCUAGGAAGUUUGAAAGAGUCUGAUCCUGCAAACCUAGCGAGGAUGGAAGGGGGAAGAUGGACGGUUGACUUGGUCAGGCUGCCUCCUGCAUCCCUCCCCAAAACAGUUGAGCAUUCCCUCCCAGGGCCCUCAGAGAGAUCUGGACCCUGCAGCUUGCUUUGGUUUCUGAGUGCCUCACGAAGGAUGAAAGAGGCUGAUCCUGCAAACCUAGUGAGGCUGGAAGGUGGAAGAUGGACAGUUGACUUGGUCAGGCUGCCUCCUGCAUCCCUCCCCAAAACAGUUGAGGAUUCCCUCCCAGGACCCUCAGAGAGAUCUGCAGGUGACGCAGACAAUCAACAGAACUCUGCAGAAUGUGGAAUGAGCUUCAUUGCUGGUGGAGACCUUACAAACCAUCAACAGACUCAUGCAGGGAGUAAACAAUUUCAUUGUACUGUGUGUGGAAAGAGCCUUAGUCGGAAAAGUAGGCUUGAAGAGCACCAGCGAACUCACACAGGGGAAAAACCAUUUCAGUGUAAUGAGUGUGGAAAGAGCUUUGUUGGGAAAGGUACGCUUGAAAAGCACCAACAAACUCACACAGGGGAAAAACCAUUUCAGUGUAAGGAGUGUGGAAAGAGCUUUGGUCGGAAAAAUACGCUUGAAAAGCACCAACGAACGCACACAGGGGAAAAACCAUUUCAGUGUAAGGAGUGUGGAAAGAGCUUUGGUGAGAAAGGUACGCUUGAAAAUCAUCAACGAACUCACACAGGGGAAAGACCAUUUAAAUGUAUGGAAUGUGGAAAGAGUUUUAGUCGUAGUGACGUUCUUAAACUACAUCAGCAAAUUCAUACAGGGGAAAAACAAUAUGAAUGUGUGGAAUGUGGGAAGUGCUUCAGGCAGAGUGGAAAGCUUACAAGACACCAACGGACUCACACAGGAGAGAAACCAUUUACAUGUAUGGAGUGUGGAAAGAGUUUUAGUCGUAAUGACAUUUUUAAACUACAUCAGCGAAGUCAUACAGGGGAGAAACCAUUUAAAUGUAUGGAGUGUGGAAAGAGCUUCAAUCAGAGUGCACAACUUUAUUUACAUCAUCGAACUCACACAGGGGAGAAACCUUUUAAAUGUAUAGAGUGUAAAAAGAGCUUCAGUGACGGGGGAACACUUAGAAAACAUCAACUAAUUCACACAGGGGAAAAGCCAUUUACUUGUAUGGAGUGUGGAAAGAGAUUCCGUCAUAGCAAUUCACUUCGAAAACAUGAACGGACUCACACAGGGGAGAAACCAUUUGAAUGUCUAAAGUGUGGAAAGUGGUUCAGCCGAAAGACACACCUCACUUCACAUCAGCGAACUCACACGGGGGAGAAACCAUUUAAAUGUUUGGAAUGUGGAAAGACUUCCAGUGAUAGUCGAACGCAUGCAGAACAUCAACGAAUUCACACAGGGGAGAAACCAUUUAAAUGUAUGGAGUGUGGAAAGUGUUUCCGUCAGAGUGCAAACCUUACAACACACCUGCAAACUCACACAGGGGCUAAACCAUUUAAAUGUAUGGAGUGUGGAAAGAGUUUCCGUCAGAGUGCAAACCUUACAACACACCUGCAAACUCACACAGGGGCUAAACCAUUUAAAUGUAUGGAGUGUGGAAAGAGUUUCCGUCAGAGUGCACACCUUACUACACAUCAAUAUACUCACACAGGGGUGAAACACUUUAAAUGCUUGGAGUGUGGAAAGAGCUUCAGUCGACGUGAUAGACUUAGUGAACAUCAGAGAAUUCACACAGGGGAGAAACCAUUUAAAUGCAUGCAGUGUGGGAAGAGGUUCACUCAUAGUGCAGGCCUUAGAAUACACCGGCAAACUCACACUGGGGUGAAAAACUUUAAAUGCUUGGAGUGUGGAAAGAGCUACAGCCGACGGAAUAGCCUCACUUCCCAUCAAAGAAUUCAUACCGGGGAGAAACCCUAUCAGUGCUUUGAAUGUGGAAAGAACUUCAGUCGGAAGGAAAAUCUCACUUCCCAUCAAAGAAUUCAUACAGGGGAGAAACCCUAUCAGUGCUUGGAAUGUGGAAAGAGCUUCAGCCAGAGCCAUCGUCUCACUUCUCAUCGAAGAAUUCAUACAGGGGAGAAACCCUAUCAGUGCUUGGAAUGUGGGAAGGGCUUCAGUAGAAAGGACAGUCUCACUUCCCAUAAAAGAAUUCAUACAGGGGAGAAACCCUAUCAGUGCUUGGAAUGUGGGAAGAGCUUCAGUCAGAGGAAUGGUCUUAUUUUGCAUCGAAGAAUUCAUAGAGGGGAGAAAAUAUAUCAGUGUUUUGAAUGUGGGAAGAGCUUCAGUCAGAGCUCCAAUCUUACUUACCAUCAAAGAAUCCAUACAGGGGAGAAACCCUUUCAGUGCUUGGAAUGUGGGAAGGGCUUCAGUCGAAAGGACAGUCUCACUUCGCAUCAAAGAAUUCAUACUGGGGAGAAACCAUAUCAGUGCUUGGAUUGUGGAAAAAGCUUCCUUCACAGAGAAAAUCUCACUUCCCAUCAAAGAAUUCAUACAGGGGAGAAACCCUAUCAGUGCUUGGAAUGUGGAAAGAGCUUCAGUCACAGGCAGUAUCUCACUUCCCAUCAAAAAGUUCAUACAGGGGAGAAACCAUAUCAGUGUUUUGAAUGUGGUAAGAGCUUCCGUCAGAGGCAGUAUCUCACUUCCCAUCAAAGAAUUCAUACAGGAGAGAAACCCUAUCAGUGCUUGGAAUGUGGAAAGAGCUUCAGUCGAAAGGACAGUCUCAGUUUGCAUCAAAGAAUUCAUACAGGGGAUAAACCAUAUCUGUGCUUCGAAUGUGGGAAGAGCUUCAGUCACAGGCAGAUUCUCACUUCCCAUAAAAGAAUUCAUACAGGGGAGAAACCAUAUCAGUGCUUCGAAUGUGGGAAGAGCUUCAGGCAAAGCACCUCUCUCGCUUACCAUCAAGGAAUUCAUACAAGAGAGAAAACUACUUAGUGUUUGAAACAGGGGAAGAGCUUCAGUGUUCCAGUUUGCAAACUCUGCUUCAGAAGCCGAACGUGCUCAUGAGCUUUUGCUUUUACUGUUGCGCUGCUAAUUUGUGCCCCCCUGCAUUGUAAUCAAUUCCUUCUUCCUUCCGUUUUCACUGUUGCGCAGCUAAUUGUUAGCAUUUGUCACCCGGGGGCCAAUUCUUAGACUGCCCCCAGAGCUAAGAAAGCCGGUGCAC
Zootoca vivipara (common lizard) is the source of this 3528-nucleotide messenger RNA. The record is from RefSeq and is a predicted model, not a curated record. NCBI's taxonomy places the organism in Eukaryota, Metazoa, Chordata, Lepidosauria, Squamata, Lacertidae.